Scatophagus argus is the source of this 2553-nucleotide messenger RNA. It is a transcript of the gene cdc42, whose product is annotated as cell division cycle 42. Gene Ontology annotation, biological process: modification of synaptic structure; small GTPase-mediated signal transduction. Gene Ontology annotation, cellular component: dendritic spine. Gene Ontology annotation, molecular function: GTPase activity; GTP binding. The transcript has 6 exons. Bases 189 to 764 code for a protein of 191 amino acids. The record is from RefSeq and is a predicted model, not a curated record. Lineage: Eukaryota; Metazoa; Chordata; Actinopteri; Scatophagidae.
UUUUUGGCAUUUGCGAUUAAGUGGCCUGGUUGCAGAUUGAUUAACGUAGUUACGUAGUAGUUCGCUACGCACGCAACGUGUCCCUGUUCUGUUGACUGGGAAGCCCCUAGUGCGGAGCUGCCAACGCCCGGCGUUAAGACACAGAGGAUACGAUCUUGAAUGAGUAGUGAAGACUGUAAAACAUAGCUAUGCAGACCAUCAAGUGUGUCGUAGUUGGGGACGGUGCUGUGGGUAAAACCUGCCUGCUCAUCUCUUACACCACAAACAAGUUUCCCUCUGAAUAUGUACCUACGGUGUUUGAUAACUAUGCUGUAACUGUAAUGAUUGGAGGCGAGCCCUACACUCUUGGCUUGUUUGAUACAGCAGGUCAGGAAGACUACGACAGGUUACGACCUCUGAGUUACCCCCAGACAGAUGUCUUCCUUGUCUGUUUCUCCGUUGUGUCCCCCUCCUCCUUUGAAAAUGUCAAAGAAAAGUGGGUUCCAGAGAUCACCCACCAUUGUCCAAAGACCCCUUUUCUGCUAGUUGGGACUCAGAUUGACUUGCGGGAUGACCCAUCUACUAUAGAGAAGCUGGCCAAGAACAAGCAAAAGCCCAUCACUCCGGAGACAGCUGAGAAGCUGGCGAGAGACCUCAAGGCUGUGAAAUACGUGGAGUGCUCAGCCCUCACGCAGAAAGGCCUAAAGAAUGUGUUUGAUGAGGCGAUAUUGGCUGCAUUGGAGCCCCCAGAGCCCAAGAAGAAACGCAAAUGUGUGCUGCUAUGAGAGGCUCCAUCCUUUUCAAAGCGCGUGCACACACGCACACAUCCAUACAUCCAACACGUACAUGCAUACAACACAUUCAUACAUCUUAAAUACAUGCACACACACACGCCCUCUCCACCCCACCCCUUUCCCUUGCUCUGCUAAGGCUGGUUGACAGCAGCGUCCUCCAUAGGGAAGACUAGAAACAAUUCAGCCUACCAAGAUUCAGAUACUUGUCUGCAAUAAUAAGAAGCUUCACCUCUAAAUUUGGGACCGAAGAUCGACCUAACCUGGCCAACAGGCUGCUGUGGGCUCUGGGCAGGGUGGCAUAGCCUCGGAUGGGGAUCCACAUACCAAGCUUACAUACAAGUAGACUUCAUUCUGUCAAGCUUUUGGUAAACUGAUUUUCAUCCAGUCAUUGUUGUGGCCUAAUCAACUUUUAGAUGCCUAGCCUUUUAGUUGUCCUCGACCAGUGUAAAGGUUUAAUGGAUAUAAGCCCCUCCCCAGCCCCUCUCGGCUGCCUGGUUGGCAGCUGCUCACGCUGCUGGUCCCGGCCCCUCUGUUGACGAGCACAGUCGUCGCCUGAUCCCUAUGCUCUUUCACAGCACUACCUAAAGCAAUCCUAACCGAGUAGUGUUUUGUUUUUCCUUGCCAACACCCCCUUUUCUCCUCAAACACACAACAAGUCUGUUAUAUUUAUUCCAUUUUCCAGGUAGACAUGCUCUUAACCACUAAGGAAACUGUGUAGGUCUGACAGGGCAGUAUGGCUAAAACUCCAGAGAGCUCUCUCUAUUUGGGGAAAUUGAAUGAGUAAAUAUUGCCAUCUAGUAUCAAGUCGUCUUAGGGUGGCCUGUCAGUGCAGAGUCACAGUCCAUUUGAAGUGUGGUAAUCACUUGAAGAGCUAAAGGCAUCCAGUAGCAAUGGGUCUGCUAGUCGACCACAGGAAUUGGCCUUUUAGAUGCAGGGAACUUAAACAGUGUUAGCAGAACAAGCGGUGUGUUCUUUAUGCGUUGCCAGGGACCAAGGGAGGGUGAAGCAGAAAACUGUUUGAACAUUGUCACCACUUUACAGUUUGAGCAGGCACAGCAGAAGCAUCUGUAAAACAAAUGUUCCUCGGCUUGCAUCGUCAGUCAGAUCUGGACAUAUAUAUUUGGACAGCUCAUCAAUGAAUAUGACUUUCCACCAGAAUUCUGUGCCAGGUCAGAAUUUGGUGCCUUCCUGUAGUGUGUUCAUCCAGGUUGUUUGCCUGAGGUGUUCGAGGGCUGUCUGGUCUGUUGGGCCUGUUCAAACUGUAUGGUGCUGCAUGUAGCUGAGCCUUGGUCUCUGUUCUAAAUGAUAGGUUUAACAGAUGUAAUUAUAAUGUAAGCUGGCACACGAUGUUGAUGUAGGCUCCAGGUGUUUUUACCAAAAUCUUUUUUUUUUCUUCAUUACUUCUGUUUGUGUUUUUUUUUUAUUAUUUUAUAUAUAUAAAUAUAUUAAAAAAAGGUUACUUUCACUCCUUUUACAUUUAGGGGUUGGAAUUCAUCUGAACUCUUAACUUCCAGUUUAUAGAAAGAAAACCUCUGAUUUUUUCAGUUAAAUAAAAACCUCCAGUGACAGACAGACAGUUUGGUAAAAAUUAUUUGUGAUUGGUUGGUUUUUGCUUUUCUAAACUGGUGGCUUCGAGUUGGAUUGAUGUCCAGUCCAAGUCAGUAUAAUUAUUAUAACCUGUUGUUGUUUUGGUGCAAAACCAAAUGCUUUGUCUAAAGUCUUUGUUCUUUGUAUAUGCAUUCUUUUCAAAAAUAUUAAACUUAUACCUUAAUUGCCUUUA